AUGACCUUCAGGGCAGUUGCUCACCAGGGUCAAACUCCUCGUCAGUCCUGUGCGACUCAGCAAUACCUUUCACUCCCUCUAAACCUUCCCGUCGCGUCACACGCUCGUUGGCUGCUCGCGACGAUGAAGAUGAUGACGAUGCUCUUCCACUGCGAAAGCGCAGACGCCAUGACCAUGCAGCUCUGUCCAGCUCUGCGACUGCUUCGCCAGAUCCCGAAGCCUCAAGCAGUGACGAAGAAGAGGACGUGGUUCAGCAACAGGAGAGCGAUGAAGAAGGAUCGCAAUCGAUGCACCCGAGAGUCAACUGGUGGAGACCAUCAGCAGCUCUGGUUCCCCAAGGACGACGUCACAUCGGCGGAAAAGCGCAAGCGUUCAAGUCCCGCGGCGCGGGUCAACGGCCGCUGGAGGAGCGACUUCGAUCCUUCCCCGGACGGCGACAUGCCCGAGAUCAUCGCAGGUGUCACGCAGAACGGCAAGACGCUGAUCAAGGUCCUCGCCAUCGUCGUGGGGCACCUGCUGGGCGUCUGUUCCAUCAUCAUCUCCACCACCAAGAAGUGCCGCGGACUCCCUCAGAAACAAGAUCGACUGAGAAGUACCUCUAUCGUGACCUGCAUCCAAAGCUCCAACCCAACAUCAAACUGGCACAUCAGCGAGCUCGACGAACACGGGUAUGGGCCCCAGCCCAUGUGCAACUUCCUCCGGAAGCAUGGCUGUCUUUUCAUCAACGACACCUCCAGGCAGAUCUCCAACGCCUCUCGCACGAUUGAUAAGGCUCGUGCCCUCUUCCAGCUCAUCCUGGAUGAAGCUGACUCGUACUAUCGCCGCAGCUCCAACCCCAUCCAGCUCGAGCUGGCACUCGAAAACAUCCAGGCCAAGAUCAGACCUAUCUUGCGCUGGAGAGUGUGCGCGACGUUGAUGCCUGUCUUCCUUCAUCUCAAGGACAAGCAGAUGGGCAAGCUCGAGGACAACGGCUUCCAGCACGUCACGGUCCUCACGUACCGUCCCCAGGACUUUGACUCGGCGCAGGCCCACCCUCAAUGGCUGUCGGAGUUGCUGGAGAAGAUCCGAACGCCGCGGCAGCAGAUCGGAGAGGUCACAUCGAGCUCCGCGAUCUAG
Guillardia theta CCMP2712 is the source of this 1116-nucleotide messenger RNA. RefSeq lists its product as hypothetical. The transcript has 3 exons. Bases 1 to 1116 code for a protein of 371 amino acids. Lineage: Eukaryota; Cryptophyceae; Pyrenomonadales; Geminigeraceae. The record is from RefSeq and is a predicted model, not a curated record.